This is a messenger RNA of Pyricularia oryzae 70-15, 2066 nucleotides long. RefSeq lists its product as uncharacterized. The coding region runs from base 488 to 1690 and encodes 400 amino acids. The transcript has a single exon. The record is from RefSeq and is a predicted model, not a curated record. NCBI's taxonomy places the organism in Eukaryota, Fungi, Ascomycota, Sordariomycetes, Magnaporthales, Pyriculariaceae.
CGCUUUCUUCCCCCUUACCAUCUCGGACAAGAUCUUGGAAGUGAGGCUACCAUCCGCGGUUUUGCGUUUGGUGGUGUCACUUCGCGGGGCUCCGACCGUUAGCAGUUGUGGUGUAUCAAAUAUUCCGCGUGCUGUGUGGCCCAGGAGCAAGGAAAGUACUCUUAGAGUUGCUUCGCGAACGUGAACCAUUCCUACAUACAAUCUCGCAUCACGCACAACAAACACACACAACACAGGAGUCGAACUCCUUCCGAAUAGCUAGCUACACAUCACAGCCAGACGACUUCUUGUACUUACAGUUCUUACUUUUUUCCUCCACAUUUUCCUUACUUUUUCUCUGUUCAUAUUGCUCUUUCUUUGUUCCCAGCACUCAAAAAAGGACGCGGCCGGUCCAUAAUAUAAGGCAGGUUGGAUUAUUGACAUAGUCAGGCGGACUCAAGGGGCGUCGUUAUCUUGUCCUGCCCCUAUAAGCCCCCGACUAUGACCCAUGGCAAAUUGGCUGGGUUGCAGAGGGGUCGGCGCACAUCAGAACCGUGCCGAGCCCGUCCCAAACCCUACAAAUUUCUCCGCCUUCCCGGAGGACGAAAUGCACGAGGUAUCAACAUGGUAUGUUGAUGCAUGCGACAGGGGAAUGGGUUUGGACGAGCCGUUUCUUGGGCGGAGAUGUACAGAAGAAGCUGCGAGCCUGGGGAUUCCGGGGCAGUCCGUGUGGACGCCAGUCCCGGGCGAACACCACGUCUUUUUCGUCCGAGCACCAACUCCUUCACCGCCUCGUCAGGUAUACGCUAGAACACCGACGGCGGUGCCACUCGAGCGAACAUCCUCGGGCCGCUCCAUAACCGCUGCGUCCAUCUCAUCAUGGGCCUUGGAACAUGCGGACGACACCGACCUCAAUCUUGUCUCCGACGCCGAGGCCGCUCGAUGGGUUGGCGAGUAUACGGCCGACUUCUUCUAUAGAUAUCCCGACUCCACGUACGAACGCAUACUGAGGACUUUGAUCACGCCGAGGCCAUCAUCUCCACUCACUAUAAACGGUGCCCACGAUCCGGACUUUGAGCUCGACGAUGCCGUCCUGGCGAGCAUAUUCUCGGCCACCAAUGAGAUGUUCUUCGCUGGUCGCCUGACCAAUCGCGUGUCGUGGGAUUGGUCCGGGACCAGCAUCAGCACAGGUUGCAAGUACGAAACGGACAUAAUCGGCACGACAGCUAUGCGGAAGCGGCCUGCCGGCGGAUACGAGGCGCUAAUCGUCCUGUCAUCCCCAAUACUCAGGGGCACCAACGGCGGCCUAUUCAGUCGCAGGCUACUGAUCUCGACCUUUAUCCACGAGCUCAUUCACUGCUACCUGUUCGUAUGCUGUGGUCAUCGUGCUAGGGAAUGUGGCGGUCAUACUGCCGGCUUCAUCAAAAUUGCGUCUGUCUUAGACGACUGGGCUGGUCACGGCGUCCUGCAUUUGAGGGAGAUGGAGGCUGACCUGGAGAGGUUCAGAACGACGGCUUCAGCGGUACAAACAGCAUAUGGCAUGAGCAAUCAUUCCAGCCCGUCUCAUUACGGACCCUGUUCUGGUCAUGGUCUGUCGAGCCGCAGAAGCUUGCAGGGCUGGGACUGUAGUCCGACUGGCGGCGGUCCCCGUGGCUGGGAUGAUUGCGGUCAGGGGUCAGGGCUUCUCCAUGACGACUGGCUCCGACGCUAGUGGUUUUUUUUGGUUAUUUUUUGGGGGUCAAAUGACCGUCGCGGCGUAUUGCUGAGCCAGCGCUAUAUGCUACAUAUAAGGAGGGGGCGCUCGCUUCGGCGAACACAGAUGAGUGCCGCUGUCGUCUUCAGGCUGGGUGUUGUGCUGAGACUGGACUUUCUUUCGCCCGUGUGUUCUUCUAUUGACUUGUCUCUUGUUUGUGUUUUAUAGCCUUUUUCUUUUCAGCACGGAGCCUGGCGUCUGAUCCUUUUCGUAUGGCUUCAUCUCUACAGGCAUUGCUUAUUGUACAUGUUUCUAUACAGCAACUUCCACUUCAUAUACAUAAGAGAACUAGUAAUGUUAGAUGCAUUAGUAUGGUAUGGAUGAAGAACCUUGU